Messenger RNA from Callorhinchus milii (elephant shark), 996 nucleotides. Its product is annotated as soluble guanylate cyclase 88E-like. The coding region runs from base 1 to 798 and encodes 265 amino acids. The record is from RefSeq and is a predicted model, not a curated record. Lineage: Eukaryota; Metazoa; Chordata; Chondrichthyes; Chimaeriformes; Callorhinchidae. Gene Ontology annotation, molecular function: guanylate cyclase activity; peptide receptor activity. Gene Ontology annotation, biological process: receptor guanylyl cyclase signaling pathway; cGMP biosynthetic process; intracellular signal transduction. The transcript has 6 exons.
AUGUCACAUCAGGUGGAGACUAUCGGUGAUGCAUAUAUGGUGGUGGCAGGGGCACCUGAGAAAACUAAAUAUCACGCUCAUAAUAUCUGUGACAUGGCGCUUGACAUGGUCCGGUCCAUCGACCACUUAAAGGAUCCAUCCACAGGCAACAAUAUUCAGAUCCGUGUUGGAGUGCACUCAGGAAUGGUAGUGGCUGGCGUGGUGGGACACCGGAUGCCACGAUAUGGGCUGUAUGGAGACACUGUUCACACAGCUUCAGCCAUGGAGAGUAAUGGCAAGGAGAUGCACAUUCAGCUGAGUGGUGCCACAUAUGAGCAUCUUCAAGGCAGUCAGUUCAUCUUCGAGCGAAGAGGCUCAAUCACUAUCAAGGGAAAUGUUGAUAUUGAGACGUACUGGCUGAAGGGGAAAAGGGACAAGGAUGGGAAUGCUCAGGCAACAUGUCUACAGUUUGACACUCAAACAAACAGCAAAACAGGACCGGCUCCAACAUCACCCAACCAGGACACGCCAUUGAUAAAACCAUCUGAUCUACAAGUGAAGGAAGAACAAGUGAAACCUCCAUCUUCCAAUCAAAGUAAAAUGAACACAUCAGUGAAUUCACUGGUGGAAUCGAUUGAGGACGGCAGCGUUGAGGAUGAGUCAUUAUCAAAGAUCCAGUGUAAGGAGUCAUUCUUGGAGAGUGUGCUGAAGGAUAUCACCUAUCCAUUGGACUCCUCGCACCUACCAGGCACCUGCACACAACUUGCAACCGCCUCGCAAUCAGGUCCUGUCAUGAGCCAGCUCUGCCUCCUGUUCUAGCUCUUCCUCCACAGCCAAAGAAUCAUAGAAAUAUAAACAUAGGUCAUUUGCCCUCUUUUUUCAUGUCAGUGUUUCUUUCUCAGAAGACAACAUCUACCCUCCUCUCAAAUCCCUGCUCUAUACCCUCUAGCCUCCGUGAGCCUUGCUCUCUAUCUGCUUGCCUCUGUUUACCUAGCAGUAAGUAGGAACUCAGUUGUU